This is a messenger RNA of Punica granatum (pomegranate), 643 nucleotides long. Lineage: Eukaryota; Viridiplantae; Streptophyta; Magnoliopsida; Myrtales; Lythraceae. The record is from RefSeq and is a predicted model, not a curated record.
GAGUUUUUAGUUGAUCAAUAGUAAGCUUAGUUCAGAUCAUGUCGAACCAAGGUGUUGCUACUGAUGGCACAAGCAGCAAAGCUGGUGAGGUCAAGAUAUCUGAGGAAAGCAAAAGUUUGCAGGGUGGUAAGAAGCUUUCCGUACUCAUUGUUGAUGAUGAUCAACUCAUCCAGAUGAUGCACGUAGCCCUCGUGAAAGCCUCUGGAGUGGAUGCAGAAAUCCUGAUAGCUGAAAAUGGAGAGGUGGCAGUUGAUCUUUGUCGUUCCGGGAAAUCCUUCGACUUAAUUCUCAUGGACAAGCAUAUGCCCAUCAUGGAUGGAGUUCGGGCGACAAGGGAGCUACGCAAGAUGGGAGUCAAAAGUAUGAUCAUCGGAGUGACUGCUUGCUCCAUGGAUUAUGAAGUGAAACCUUUUAUCGAAGCUGGUUUGAAUGAAUGCUAUCAGAAGCCGCUAGAUCCUGAGAUGACGAAGUCGAUCCUUGCAAAACUCAGCAAAGGCAACUGACUGAUAGGUGAUAUGGUUGAUUGUUCUAUGUAAUCAAAAGUUGUUCGUUGUAGUAAAAUCUCAAUUAAUGCGAGCUCUAAAUAGAGGAACAAUCUACCGAAAUUUAAAUUGAAUAAAGGGCUAUUUUGGCUAUUCUUUUC